Helobdella robusta is the source of this 453-nucleotide messenger RNA. RefSeq lists its product as hypothetical. The transcript is spliced from 2 exons. The record is from RefSeq and is a predicted model, not a curated record. Lineage: Eukaryota; Metazoa; Annelida; Clitellata; Rhynchobdellida; Glossiphoniidae. The coding region runs from base 1 to 453 and encodes 150 amino acids.
AUGAACGACAUUGCCAACAACAGCGUAACCAACAAUCUAAACAACAACAUCAUCAACAACAACAAAUACAACAACACCAGCAUCAACAACAACUUCAUUUCAAACAUGGCCGCCGACAGCAACUUAAGCAACGAAACUUAUAACAUUAAGUUCAUAGAAACCAUGAAUGACAACUGCGUUAUCUUAAAUAAUAAUUUGCCUGAUGUCACCAACAAAGAAGUAAACAGAAACACCAAUUUAAAUUGUUGCAACAACGUCAAUGAUAACAACAAAACCACCCUGAACCACAGAACCAACACUCAUCUCAAAUGUUGCCCGUGUAAUUGCAUCACGUUCAACGAAAGCAGCACUUCAAAAAACAACACCAACGCCAUGAAUAACGACAACAUCAACAGUGAUGUCACGAAUACAUUGUCAUCGAUGAUGACGCAACAAAUGUAUUGCAUGCAAUAA